AUGUCUUUCCUCCUUCAGUCACGCCCAUUGGGCAUCGGUCUCGGUCUCAGCGCAGCUUUCACAGCCCACUCCCUCCUCACUCCUAGAAGAAGCCUCAUCUCUUAUUGCGAUGCCAGUCCCGCUGCCCUGAACUCAUUCACAUCCAAUGCCAAAACACCAGUGGUGAAUCGCAGAGGUGGUCUCAAUCCCGCAGCCGUGCGCCAGAUCUCGAGUGGAAGUAUCGCUGGUGUAUUGGGCGGUAUGGCUGUUUCUCUGUUCUCUAAACCCUUGGCUUUGCUGAUCGGUCUUCUUAUCGUUGGGGUCCAGUUUGCUGAGUCACAGUUGGGUAUUAGCUUGAUCCCUUACAACCGCAUGCAACGCUACGUCAAAAGCAUCGACCUACGCUCAAUGAUGCAGGACAAUGUGGCCUUCAAGCUGGCCUUUGGCUCUACGUUUGCGUUGACUGGAUUUGCUCAGUUGUAA
Molecule: messenger RNA, 462 nt
Organism: Aureobasidium pullulans EXF-150
Lineage: Eukaryota; Fungi; Ascomycota; Dothideomycetes; Dothideales; Saccotheciaceae
Exons: 3
Coding region: 1-462 (153 amino acids)
Source: RefSeq, a predicted model, not a curated record